AUGGAGUGCACCUGGGAUGCUGCCUUGCUGCGCCAAGCUGAUCAGCUCCCAGCGGAACUGCUGCAAGUCAUACAAUAUGGCAGCAACGAGCAAUAUCUCGAAGCCCUCACGGAAACGGCCUUGAAUGCCCGAUACACUUACAACCUGUUGGCACACUGCGAAAAUGUCUUUGCUCAUCUUUGUGCGUCUCUUCGCGCUCAUGGAUCUCUUGCAUCCACGAUUGCCACUAUGGGCCGAGUCGUUCCCCAUGCGCCCUAUCUUGCACCUUUGGCCAUACACCUACUAGAAAACGAGUGUCACGUUCCCGGACAAGGGAAUGGCGACAGUGAGGACAUAUCCUACCUACUGGGCCUUUUUCGUCUACUCAGGUUUGAUCGCCGAGUGUUUCGCAAAUAUACCACUCUCCGUCAAUACCUUGGCGAUGACAAUCCGGACGUUGCGAUCGAAGGUCCAUGGGACGAUAGAACCAUCGACUAUCGCUUCUUGUCACUAUGGGAACAGACUCGCAGUGGCGAGAUUCGAAAGCUCAUGGCAGAUGUCCAAAAGUCUGAGCUGCUACGAUCUGGAUUGAAGUACCGUGUCAUUCCAGCUGAGCUACUUCAUUCGGCAACCGCUCUCAUCGGUGGCGUUGUGCUCCCUAGCAUAUCUGCGUCCAAGACCAGAACGCAAGGAAACGCCUUGGUUGAGACGGAAACGACGCGUAGCAAUCUAGGAACUGUGGCGCACGCUUUAAAACGACCUGGGCCGCUACUGUUGACCGGCCUCCCCGGCUCUGGCAAGACAUUACUCGUUCAGCAUGCUGCUCGGUCCCUUGGCAAGUUCGACAAGAUGGUGACUCUGCACCUUAACGAGCAGAGUGAUGCGAAGAUCCUGCUCGGUGUCCAUACCACAGGCGAUGUACCUGGCACGUUCACUUGGAAGCCUGGUGUGCUGACUACGGCUGUUCAGGAAGGCCGCUGGGUUCUUAUCGAGGACUUGGACAAAGCUCCGAAUGAAGUUUUGGGAACGUUGCUGCCACUGAUUGAGAAAAGUGAAUUGUCCAUCCCAAAUCGGAAGGAAACGGUGUAUGCUGCCGAGGGCUUUCGGAUUCUUGCUACUGUGCGAAGUACCAUCAAUCAUCGUGGAGAGGAGAGUCGACCCUUGACGCACAUGGUGGGAUCUAGACACUGGCAGAAAAUUUCCAUCGCCACACCAACGACCGCCGAGCUUGCAGUCGUCGUCGGUAAACUGUACCCAAGUCUCGAUAAGCGAAUACCACAAUUUAUGGCUGUGUAUGAGCGUCUCGUUGCCGCCAAGCAGCAGUCAGUGCUGAUCGGACAGAGUAAGACUGGGGUGGCUCGCUCCAUUAGUCCCCGAGACUUGUUGAAAUGGUGCAAGCGCGUUGCAAUGGUACAGAGUGGGCGCUCCUCUUUCGCCAGCAAAGACAUUGAUGAUUCGUUCCUCGAGGCUGUGGACUGUUUCCUCGGGGCUCUCCCGGACGACGAUGUGCGUAGCAAUCUCGCUUCUGUGAUUGCAGAAGAACUUCACAUUGACCCUGAGCGAAAACACCAUCUACUUCGUAAACGAGAAGCUCAGUACAAAGCCACCAGGGAGAAAAUAUCGUCCGGGCGGUACACUGUCUCCAGGGCGCGACACACAAAAAUUGUCGAAGGAUCAUUCUCGACAAAUCCGCAUACAUGCCGCACUCUUGAGAGUGUACUUGCCGCGGUCGUCAAUCGAGAGCCGCUAUUGCUUGUGGGCGAGACCGGAGUGGGAAAAACUACCGCAGUGCAGCAUCUCGCUACGCAAAUGGGGAAGAAGCUUGUCCCUUUCAACCUUUCUCAGCAGACCGAAGCUGGAGAUCUGCUCGGUGGGUUCAAGCCUGUCAACCCUCGGACCUUGAUGAUACCGCUGAAAGAUGAGUUUGACGAUCUUUUCAGCGAGAGUUUCCCUUCCGCAAAAAACGAGAAGUUCAUCACACUCAUGAACAGAACUGCGGACAAAAACAACUGGCUCGGUGUGUGUAAACUCUUUCGCACAGCUAUCGGCAUGGUGGAUCAAGAGCGAGCCGCUACACCUCCUCGGGAAGAAGGCGAGGCUCCGGCCAAAAAACGCAAGACUGGAAGUAAACGUGUCAUUGAUUUUGGCAAGUGGGAUGCAUUUCUUGCGCGAGUGGAAGCAAUAGAAGGCCGACUCAACACCUCAGACAAAGCUGUGGCAUUCACAUUCCUCGAGGGCAACAUCGUCAAGGCUGUUCGAAAUGGAGACUGGGUGCUCCUAGAUGAGAUUAAUCUGGCAUCCUCUGACACGCUCGAGUCAAUCGUUGACCUGCUUGAUGUAACACCAUCUUUAUUACUGACAGAAGCCGGAAACAUCGAGCGUAUCGAUGCUCACCCAGACUUUCGUGUGUUUGCAGCCAUGAAUCCUGCGACAGAUGUCGGUAAGAAGGACCUACCACCUGGCAUACGAUCACGCUUCACCGAGCUGUAUGUUGAAAGUCCUGACAAGGACGCCAAGUCGCUAGAGAGCAUCGUGCGGUCAUGGCUAGGAUCAGCAGCGGUCUCGGAUGUUGCUAUUGCGAGCGAUGUUCGUGGGCUCUACCAAAAUAUAAUAGCCCUAUCUCAGGAUAACAGGCUCGUCGACGGCGCAGGUCAGAAGCCGCACUUCUCACUGCGCACCCUGACGAGGACAUUGAGCUACGCUAAACACAUCCAGCAAACGUGCAGUUUGCGGCGUGCGCUGUACGAAGGCUUUCAGAUGAGCUUUCUCACCUUUCUGGACACUGAGUCUGCUGCCUUAGUGCAACCGCACAUUGAAGAACACCUUUUCAAGAAGACGAAGAUCAACGUCAAGGCUGAGUUGAAGCGCGCUUUGCGCAAGCCAGAGGACAACCAAAUAUAUGUGCAGGGUCAUCCUGGGAGCAAGCACUGGAUCCGCAAGGGCGCUGAGGAUCUGGAGGAUCAGCCGCAGUACAUCAUCACAAGUUUCGUGGGACGCAAUCUAGAAAAUCUUGUCCGAGCUGCUUCAACUCGUCAAUUUCCAGUACUGAUACAGGGGCCCACCUCUGCAGGCAAAACAAGCAUGAUCGAGUAUCUUGCGCGACGUACUGGGCACAAGUUCACGCGUAUCAAUAAUCACGAACACACUGAUCUACAAGAAUACCUGGGGACAUAUGUCUCUGGCACAGAUGGACGUCUUCAAUUUCAGGAGGGCGUUCUAGUCAAGGCCUUGCGUGAAGGCCAUUGGAUCGUUCUCGACGAGCUGAACUUGGCGCCAACGGAUGUGCUUGAAGCCCUCAAUCGACUGCUGGAUGACAACCGUGAAUUGCUUAUUCCCGAGACACAGGAGACCAUCAGACCACAUCCAGACUUCAUGCUAUUUGCCACGCAGAACCCUGCCGGACUGUAUGGCGGGCGCAAAACGCUUUCACGUGCCUUUCGCAAUAGAUUUUUGGAACUUCACUUUGACGACAUCCCGAUCAACGAGCUUCAGGAGAUUCUUGAAAGACGCACGCAGCAACCUGCUUCGCGAUGUGCACGCAUCGUCACCGUAUACCGAGAGCUCUCCAACCUGCGGCAACAGAACAGGCUUUUCGAGCAGAAGAGUUUUGCCACGUUGCGUGACCUCUUCAGAUGGGCUCUCCGACCCAACGACACCAUCGAACAGCUCGCGGAGAAUGGGUAUAUGCUACUAUGCGAGCGUGUGCGCAAGCCGGAAGAGCGAAUUGCUCUCAAAGAUGUCAUCGAGAAAGCCAUGAGCAACAAAGGACCCAAAGUGCGCAUCGACGAAGAUGCACUCUACGCCGCAGAUUGCCCUGAAGUGCGGCAGCAUAUACAACACGCUGCCGAUCGGGGCGUUGUCUGGACGAAGGCUAUGCGAAGGCUUUACGUGUUGGUAUCCCGAGCUAUCGCUAAUGACGAGCCUGUCCUACUCGUUGGUGAGACUGGAUGUGGCAAGACGACAGUAUGUCAAAUGCUUGCGGAUGCACUCAAGAAAACACUGCACAUGGUCAACGCCCAUCAGAAUACCGAAACGGGCGAUCUCAUUGGAUCGCAACGGCCGUUGAGAAAUCGCGGCGCCAUAGAAGAAACUUUACGCUCACGGCUUCUCGCCUCUCCGCCCCUGCAAAGCACAUCAGAGGCGCAAGCGCGAUCUACAGAGGAGCUACUAUCUACGUAUGAUCAGGCCUUGAAGUCUUUGCCAAAGGACCAACGAGCCAUUUGGCAGAAGGAGCCUGGCCAUCUUGAAAUACAAACCUGGCGAACACGAUUCAAAGCACUCUUUGAAUGGGUAGACGGCAGUCUGGUUGAAGCUAUGCGCGAAGGCCAGUUCUUUCUGCUCGACGAGAUAUCCUUGGCCGACGACUCGGUCCUUGAGCGUAUAAACAGUGUCCUAGAGUCAUCACGGACGAUCUUGCUUGCGGAGAAGGGCAGUGUCGACUCAGCAAUCGCCGCAGCAUCUGGGUUUCAAUUCUUCGCAACAAUGAAUCCUGGUGGCGACUAUGGCAAACGCGAGCUCUCUCCUGCAUUGCGAAAUCGUUUCACCGAGAUAUGGGUACCCGCAAUGUCUGGCAUGGACGACGUGCUUCAAAUCGUGGAGUCAAAGCUAGCAACAGCAGCUCGGCCGCAUGCUAUGGCCAUGAUUCAAUUUGCUACCUGGUUCAAACAGAGAUUCGACACAUCAGCUAGCUCUGCAGUGUCGAUUCGCGAUAUACUAGCCUGGACCCAGUUCGUCAACGCACAUUCGCCAGGAGACUUGGCACCGGCGAUUGUACAUGGAGCCGCCAUGGUCUACAUCGACACUCUGGGUGCAAAUCCUGCAGGUCUGAUGAGCAUCUCAUCCUCGAGCCUUGCCGACGAACGGGGCGCCUGUUUUACCCAGCUUGGUCGCCUGCUUGACAUCGACGCUUGCGCAUCAUAUGGGUAUGAGUUUGAAGUGCAAAGCAGUCCGGAAUCGCUCAGAAUCGGUCCAUUCAGACUAGAGUGCGAACGGGUUGUCCAGGCCGCACCAGCGGCAUUCACCUUCGAUCCGCCGACCACUCGCUCCAAUGCUAUGCGAGUGCUCAGAGCACUACAGCUUCCCAAACCUGUGCUUCUAGAAGGCUCACCGGGCGUAGGAAAAACGGCGCUAGUGACUGCUAUUGCAGCUGCCAUAGGUAUGCCUCUAGCCAGAAUCAACUUAUCGGAUCAGACGGACUUGAUUGAUCUAUUUGGAUCUGACGCUCCUGUUGAAGAUGGGUUCGGUUGGAGAGAUGCGCCCUUUCUUCGUGCCAUGAAGAACGGCGAGUGGGUUCUUCUCGACGAGAUGAAUCUCGCUUCGCAGUCCGUACUCGAAGGUCUCAACGCUUGUCUGGAUCAUCGAGGGGAAGUCUUCGUGCCUGAGCUUGGUCUUUCGUUCGCUCGGCACCCUCGCUUCCGCCUCUUUGCCGCACAGAACCCCCAUCAUCAAGGCGGAGGUCGCAAAGGUUUACCUGCAUCCUUCGUCAAUCGUUUCACUGUAGUGUAUGCCGACACCUUCAAGGCCGAGGAUCUGAACAUGAUCUGCCAGCGGUCUUUCCCGAGCCUUGAUGCAGAGUAUAUCGAGAAAGCGGUCGCUUUUGUCACGAAGUUGAAUGGCGAGGUGGCAGACCGACACACGUUUGGGUCCAGUGGCGGUCCCUGGGAAUUCAACUUGCGCGAUAUCACACGAUGGCUCGCACUCGCUUCUUCCACCGAUGGCUUGCUCAGAGCUGGCACUCCUCGGGACUUUGUGGAAAUGCUGUUCGCACAGCGCUUCAGAACGAGCUAUGAUAGGAUGUGUGUUGCGAAUCUCUUCGAUGCUGUGUUUGGGGAGAAUCAGCACGCAACGGACCUCUACUGCAACCUAUCUACGAGGACUCUGCAAGUUGGUCUGGCGCUUCUGCCUCGAAGCGACUUGGGUGCUCAGUCGUUCUCCGAGGGUUCCAGAUUGUCAGCGCAGCGACUGCGUGCAGUUCAGUCUAUCAUGCUUUGUGUCCAUAAGGCGUGGCCUGUCAUCUUGGCAGGCGGGCCAGGCGUUGGAAAGACCACGACGCUUGAGGAGCUCGCCGCGUGUGUAGGUGCCGAGAUCGUGACUCUGGGCAUGAGCGCUGAGACGGAUGCGCUCGAUCUUAUAGGCGGCUACGAGCAACACGAUCCUCAUUGCCAGCGAGCACAGGCUUUGUCUACACUUCGCUCGCAAGGGGAUCACCUCAGCAAGUUAGCGCUCGCUGAAGGUUCUGCAGAUCAGUUUGCAAUACUGCGCGCAGCUUUCGUGGACAUUGAGCAGAAUGCGACCCCCGCCGCUGUGUCGAGACUGCUAGACCUUCUGCCUGAUGGACUGAGGUCGACUCUCUCCCCCGACUUGGAACAGCUGACGACUACAGCGCAGGCGAUCGACAAAGCGCGAUUCGAGUGGAUUGACGGUCCUCUUAUCGAUGCGAUUCAACAAGGUAAAUGGGUUAUCCUCGACAAUGCUAACUUGUGCAGUCCCUCUGUCCUCGAUCGGCUUAACGGUCUCAUGGAGCCUAACGGGGUUCUGAUUGUGAACGAGCACUGCGCGCCUGAUGGCUCUGCGCAAAUCAUUACGCCCCACCCCGGGUUUCGGAUCUUUCUGACGGUCGAUCCAAGACUGGGAGACCUCUCACGAGCCAUGCGAAAUCGAGCUGUAGAGAUAUUUCUCGACGCACCAGCUGAAUCUGCGAAUACUUCAACAGGCAUCUUGCAACCAGAGUCAGCAAUGACUCGAUUCAGUAUCCUGCACCAGGGAACAGUCGAUGCCGUACCCAAUGAGCAUACGUAUGCUGUAGCUCGAGAUCACCUUGCUUUCUCCGACGAGUCACUACUGUCUCGUUUCAGAGCGCAGUGGAGUACAGGUCCUGUAGAGCAGGUCGACGACGAUGCUUCCGCGUCGUCCGGUCAUCUCACCGCACUUGCCAGCAUCCCUGCUGACCUUCAAGCUCUGUAUCAAAGAGUGGCGACCUCUCUGCAGGCGCCUGCUGACUAUGCUCGUGUACAGGUCAGUAGUCCAGAAAGUCACAAAGUAAGUAUCACGGCUGACGGUAAGUGCACUUUACAGACUGUUCAUCCUCUCAACAAUCAACCUUUCGUUCAACAGUCCCAGCAAGUCUUUGCAGUAGCUGUCUCACUUGCAGUGCGUCACGAUAUUGCGAGCCAGCUUGGUGCAAUCGACGCUGCCUUGGCCACUUUGAGGGCCGAUCGCAAGUUAUCUGAACAUCUUGCACGAUUCUGGAAGACCGCACGCCGAAAAUCUAGCAGUUCGUCUAGUCUACUGUAUAUCCUCGAGCAAUUGGUAUCACCAAUCCGCGCGUGGCUUGAAAAUCGCAGUGAUGUAGCCCCGGAUGAAGUACAAGCGGUGAAAUCCAGUGCUGGCAGCUUGAUCGCCUACUGCUGGACUCUUCUGCGCACUUUGAGAUCCACCGCAUUAGACGUGCCGCUCCUGACGGCAACGGCGAUUGUCGGUCAAUCAUUGUGCCACCACAAUACGUCUGCACUUGAACGGACUGUUGCUCAAUUCCAGACUGGCUUGCAUGAACUCGGCCUGGUAUCGGAUACUACAGCCCGGCACGCUUUUGUUGCUAUGUGGCAACAUUUCCGGCCGGUCAUGCCAAAGACUAUGGACACGCUACGAGCACUCUUACAUUUGGAAGACGUGAUCGACAAAUUUGAUCAAUCGACGCUGAGCUUUCGUUUGCCGAUCAAGCAGAUUACAGAGCUCCGAGUGCACUUCCGGCGGGCGCACGAUAUGAACAGCAGCGCUGAGGAUCUCGAAUCUUUGGCUGAGAAGGCACUGGCAUCACUACCAGUAUCUCAGGUCAACGACGAAGUGAUCGAUAAUGCUGUGGUCGUCACACCACACUUUGCAACCAGCUUUGAAGCUCUCUUUCAGCGGUUCACCAUCUUGUCGCAGGAAGCCGGCAUGAGCGAUGCGUCAAUCACCGCGACCCACCAGUUCGCGAGCGCGGAGGCGAUCCUCGAUGGCAUUAUGAAUGUUGGAAAUGUCAACUUACAGGCGCUGAGUCUGCUCGAGACAGAAACAAAGACCUUGGGCUAUGCGGUGGGUGUCCGCGCUCAGACUAUCGCAGCCGACCCGCUGCCAGAUCUGGACGUGCUUCUGCAAGGCUUGCUGAACGCCAUCCUUCAUGCUCUCGCCGCCAACAAUGAGCUUGGUAUACUUCAGAACUAUGCUCUUGGCCUCCUGACUGCUCUCGAGUCUAAGGACUUCGUGUGUCUGCCAAAUUUGCACGACGCAGAUGAGCGGAUCGCCGCAGUAUGCCGACGGCUUCACACAGCGGCCUCGUAUUCGUGCGCGAGCGAACAUACCAGGAACCAUGCGGCAAAGGCUUGGUGCGCGCUGGCGACCGCUUGUCUCGACCUAUAUGUGCCUGAGCAUGCCUUCGAUCCCGUCCAGGAAUCACAAAUUCGCACAGAAAUCUUCCAGCACACUGUUGGCGAGUUGCAGGCGCGACUGAGAGCUUUGCAAGUAUUCAGACGAGCAUGGGUCGGGGAGAGUGACUCGUUGCGAUGUCGUCUGCUCGAAGAGGACAUCAGGUAUCUAGGAGAUGGGCCAGCGGUGGUGGAGAUAUGUCGACCAACGCAGUCUAAGCUCUCCCAAUUACACGGUGACCUGCAAGCUCUUGCGCGUAUCGUCAGUCCGCUGAGACGAGAUGCGGGCGCCCAGAGCUUGAACCACGGUGCUUGGAGCAAUUUAUCUGUCAUUCGUGGCCGUCUAGAUUCUCAGUACCGAGCAUAUGCGGACCUUGCUGCCCCUGUGGUAGGCUUUAUCGACUGCUUGGCAGUGGCCCAACAACUCGCAGCAUUGCCAGGCGACGAUUCACGAACUCGUAACGGCUCGCUUGCCAGUGUCACGCCAUUAUCUGAUGCUGGUUUAGAAGAUUGGAUCAACGAUGAGCGCCUCCUUGAAGUGCAGCUUACUUGUCGAUCAAAGGAGGAGCAGAUAUUCUGGCUGUCUGUCGUGGCAGCACGCUCCUCAAUCGUUCCACUGGGUAAGGCUACGCCAGCCCUGCGCUCGGCCACGAACAGCACGCUGCGUCUGUUCUACGAAGCCUGGACCAGAGAGCUCGAUCGAGAUCAAAGACUUGCUGCUCGGAACUCAAGCUUAUACCAAUAUCGAGGCGGAGAUGACGAAUCCGAGGAAGCUACCUUGGCAGAGUUGAACGAGCUAUUCCCCAGUUACGAGAGGGAAGAUGAUGCCACAAAGUCAACUCCAAGCGUGAACGCGCAGGCACUAGCAUCGCGUAUGGCCGCGAUACACCACAGCAUUCACACUGGUACAGAACCGAGUCCAGACGUCCUGCUCGACUUGCUGCAACAAGCCUCUCAAGUGCCGACGACGCGCAAUGCGUCCAGCAUAGUCACCGUGAUCAACGCGCUUCACAAGCUGUCCAGCAGCUUGUCGGCGCCCCAAAGGAGCAAGAACAUUUACACGGACCCUGAUAUAGGGCAGGCAAAGACUCUCGUUGCGCUACUCGAAAGAGUGACCAACCGGUUUGAAUUCAUUCACAACGCUUGGCCGGAUCAUGCUACGCCAAUCGAAGCACUCCGUGCUUGCAAUGCGAUCAUGGCGCUGGGCCACUCGGAGCCACUUGCGCGUUUCUUGCCUUUUGUCGAGAAGCUCCACGGCAUCGUGAACGAGUGGCAGAAGGUGGCCAGUUCAGAGUACUCGGUAUUCUCUCUGCUUGAGGAGAUCACGAGUCUCAUCGUUAGCUGGCGCCAACUUGAGCUUGCAACCUGGGCUGGUCUAUUCGACCAAGAGGAUGAAGCUUGUAAGCAGAAUGCUUCAUCGUGGUGGUACAUCGCCUACGAGACCAUCAUCGCCGCCUCUGAAGAAGAAUCGCAAUCUACACACUCGCUGGCACAGUUCUCGCAACAGCUCCUCGAAACCCUUGGCGGCUUUCUCACGUCCUGUGGUUUGGGUGAGUUUCGCGUCCGCCUAUCGAUGCUGGUUGAUUUUGAGGCCGAUUUGGCUUCGAGAGCCAUUGACAAUGAUGCACUGCGACCUGUUCGAAACGCGCUUUCCAGCUUGAUAGAAUUCUACUCGCACUUCACUGCAUCAGUGACAACCCAUUGGGCCAACAAGCGAGCUGAACUUGAGAAGCAAAUCAAGGAAGUUGUCCAAUUGGCGAGUUGGAAAGACCGCAACAUUGAAGCAUUAAAGCGCAGCGCCAAGAACUCGCACAACAGACUCUUGCGCAGCGUCAAGAAGUAUCGAGUGCUGCUUGCCGAGCCCGUGGCCCCUCUUCUACAAUCAGACUUCCCGGCCAUACGGCAGAUGUCUCAGGGGCAGGCUGUGCAAGUCCGAGAUCUUCCACUUGGUCAGGGCGUUCCCACUGUACACCUGCAAGCCUGGUCUGAGCGGCCUCAGAUGCUCAGAGACCUCUCAGCAUUGGAGGGUAGACUGACAUCCAAUGUCUCAUCGAUCACAGUCGCGACCAAGGCAUCUGCCCAGCUCGAGGAAUUCUUACUCGAGACCCAGGCAGAGGCUGCUGAGCUUCGUAAAGCAACUCCAGCCACUAGCACGGAGAAGAACAAAAGCAUCGUGCAGCAACUCAAGACGCGCAAGAGACGCCUGCUUGCCGACGUAUUCCGCGAAAUACAGGCCAUGGGUUUUCAGAAGAACCUCGGUGAUGAUGUUCUCGCGCAGCAGCAAUCACUGCACGGUGUGUUGUCAAAGUCGCCGCCGCUACGUUUCCCAGAGAGCGUACUAGACGCCCAUGGAGCUGACUACGAAUAUCAUCGCUUUGUUCACGUCAUGCCGACUGUCCGAGCCAGCACGGUCAAGCACAAUGAAGACCUGACGCCUGCAGAGAUAGCUCGUGGAAAGACACUCCUGGAGAGCAUGCUCCAGGUUACUACCCAACAGAGAACGAGCAUUAGCCAAGCACUAGUCGACCUUACCCGCUUCACCAUCGCGGUCAACCAGCUUACUGAAAUUUCUAAGCUCGGCAACAUUCGUGUUCGAGUUCCGGGUGCUUCUGGACAGACCGCGUUCAUAGCUCAGGUUCGCAGUCUGCUGAGUAUCGUCAGAACCAUCCAUCGAUGUGUACGAAUGCAAUCAGAGCUCGCAAGGACAAACUUCUCGGGCUUUGAAGGCGAGCUGAUCACGAUUGCAACCAGCUUACAGGCUAUGGUCAAUGCCCUGUGUUCUCAAAUCAGUCUGCCUGAAACGCUCACGACAAGCCUCUCUCGGGAUGUCAUGCACGAGUACAACGACACCGUCGCCGUCCUCAGCACUGCAAUAGGCAAUGCUGUCAAUCUACAUGCCGAGCUUGAGCCUCUCCUGAGCCACGUAUUACGAUGGACCGGCUUUUACAGCUCAGAGACAAUGGACUCCACUACGGUGCCUUCAAGUGCCAAUGUGUGGACGCAACGUUUGCUUGACGUACUAGGCAGAGUCCAGACCUCUUCAGACACCCGUGGAAGCAGCGCUACAAGCGGAAAUGCCAAGAAAUCUUGGUUACUGGAUCAACAGCAACAGGUGCAAGAGGCUGUACGUACUCUGGAUGUUCAUGGCACUCGUCUCGAUCUGGAGGACCUCAUAUCCUCGUUUCCGUCACCUGUUCUGGCCGCAUAUGCCAUGAAUGCCCAGAAGCUGCUUCAUGAGCUUUGCAAUCUUCAUGCCACAAUCAACAGAGUCGCCUACCACAUGGCCACUUCUUUCAUCCAGCUUGCUAGGGAGGGCUUCUGCACGCCAUCAGAUAAAGCACAAGGUGAGGAACAACAAAGUGGCGAAGCAGAGAGCGGGACGGGACUUGGCGAUGGUGAAGGUGGCGAUGAUAUCAGCAAGGACAUUGGUGCAGACGAAGACCUGUCUGAGCUCGCUCAAGAAGCCACGUCAAAAGAGAAGGAUGGUGAAAUGGAAGCUGAGAAAGAUGCGGUGGACAUGGCAGAUGAGGAUUUGCAAGGCGACUUUGACGAAGACGCCGGAUCGGAAGGCGAAGAGCAAGAAGAUGGUAAAGAGGACGGUGAAGACGCUGAGCUCGACGAAGAGACGGGUCACAUUGGCGAAGAUGAUGACGCGGUAGAUGAGAAGACCUGGGAUGAUGGCAAAAAAGCAGAAGAGGCAGACAAAGAGGCGGAUAAGGGCAAAGGAACCCGCAAUGACGACCAAGCUGCUGCUGAGAACGCAGAAGUCGGAGAAGAAGAAGAAGGAGAAGAAGCACAGGACGAGGAGAUGGAGGAGGACGCCGAGACUGGUGCUGAAGCUGAUGCGGAGUUCGGUCAACCAGAACGAGAGCAGGCUGAUCCGCACAUGCAGGACGAGCAGAACCUCGACUUGCCUGAUGACCUUCAGAUGGAUGGCGACAAGCAGGAUAUUAGCGACAUCGAUGAUGGAGACGACAUUCCAGAUGAAUUGAGUGAAAUUGGCGACAUUGAAGAGGAUAAGAGUGGCAAGGAUGAAGAUAAUCCUGACGCUGAGAUGGCUGAGGGUGAAGGUGAUGAGGAGGACCAGAAGACAGGUGAAGCUCAGGUACAGGAAGAAGAGGAGUCUGCGCAACAAGAUGAGCAAGGGGAUGAUGCACAGUCCGACGUUGCAAUGCUGGACAACGAAGACGCACAUGAACACCCGGAGGACGGCCUGAAGGAUGCUGAUGCCGGUCAGGGUCAAGAAGAAGACAGUAGUGCUGAGAAGAAAUCGGGAGCCGUAUCAACCGUCGAGCAACAGGACGAUGAGCUUGAAGCCAACGAACCAAGCGAACAGACGGGCGCCACUGAAGGCAGUCAGCGGACGCAGACGAACGAAAACUCUGGCCAGGCAGAAAAUGGUGACGAGCAACAGCAAUCGCUGCCUUUCAAGCAGCUUGGCGAUGUUCUGAAACAGUGGUACAACCAACAUCGUAAUAUCGAGGCUGCGCAGGAGCCCGACGAGCAGAAGGACACUUCAAAUGAGGACAUCGACAUGAGCGAUCCGCGGUUCGAGCAUUUGCCAGAAAACGCGGAGUCUGACAUGCAGGCUCUUGGUGCUGCCAGCGCAGAACAGUCGAAAGCGCUCGACGAUCAAAAUGCAAUCGACGUGAACGAGACGACGCCUGAUGAUGUUCCUUUACCCGAAGAGAAGCCAGAUGAGUCGCUGGAUCUGGAGCGGGAAGAAGAGCCUGAAGCUGCUGGCGCGAAGGGGGAGGGCGUUGACAGUGGAGCCAAAGCAAAUCAAACUGUGAUUGGCAAGCCGAUGGAUCCUGACACUUCGAUGCCUGACCAUGCCAUUGAUCUCGAUGAACCAGACGAUAUCGAACACGUCGACGAACAGCUGACCCAGACACAUCUGUCCCACGAUGAGCCUGAUCACAUGACUCUUGAAAGCGCCCGUCAGGAAUGGAGUGAACACGAGAAUCGUACGCGAAACAUGGCGAUCGUCCUUACGGAGCAUCUUCGUCUGAUACUCCAGCCCACGCAAGCGACCAAGAUGCGUGGUGACUUCCGGACGGGCAAGCGGCUCAACAUCAAGAAGAUCAUCCCCUACAUUGCUUCUUCCUACAAGCGUGACAAGAUCUGGAUGCGGCGAUCCGUGCCGAGCAAGCGAACAUACCAGAUCAUGCUGGCCAUCGACGACUCCGAGUCUAUGGACGAAGCGGAGCGCAAAGGACUGGCCUUUGACACCCUGGCCCUGCUCGCCAAAAGCAUGGCCAUGCUCGAAGUCGGAGAACUUUCCGUUCUCGGCUUUGGAGAGAGCACCAACGUGGCUCACUCCUUCGACAUGCCCUUCACCUCGGAUGCCGGUGCCGAAGUGGUCCGUCAAAUGACAUUUUCCCAAUCCAAAACCGAUGUCAAGCGCCUACUCGAAAAGUCCAUCGAACUCUUCCGCAACGCUCGACUCAAGGCAACAGGCUCCGCGAGCAAUCUCUGGCAACUCCAACUCAUCAUCUCCGAUGGCUUAUGUGAAGAUCAUCCUGCCAUUCGCCAACUCGUCCGCCAAGCCCACGAGGAACAAAUCAUGCUGGUAUUUAUCGUCAUUGAUGCCACUGCUCCCGAAACAAUGGCAUCCUCUUCUUCUUCUCCUCUUGUCGUUCCCAAGCAGCAGAGUAUUCUCGAUUUGCAACGAGUGGAAUUCGGAAGUGACGCGAAUGGAGACUCGCAAGUUUUGAUGCGCAAGUAUUUGGAUACUUUCCCUUUUCGGUAUUAUCUCAUUGUUAGGGAUGUGCUUGAGCUGCCUAGCGUUCUUGCUGGUGCGCUGAGACAGUGGUUUGCGGAGGUGGUGGGGAGUGAUGGAUAGAUUGAGUGGUGAGAGAGAUGGGAAUGAAUGAAUGUAGGGUAGGCGGUGGGGGAAACAUGAAGAUGUGCAAAAAAUGGGAUGGAUAGAAUGGCGUAUUGUAUGAAUUGGUUCAAUUACAUUUG
This is a messenger RNA of Sphaerulina musiva SO2202, 14348 nucleotides long. Its product is annotated as midasin. Gene Ontology annotation, biological process: rRNA processing; ribosomal large subunit assembly. Gene Ontology annotation, molecular function: ATP hydrolysis activity; ATP binding. The transcript has 4 exons. Bases 1 to 14226 code for a protein of 4741 amino acids. Lineage: Eukaryota; Fungi; Ascomycota; Dothideomycetes; Mycosphaerellales; Mycosphaerellaceae. The record is from RefSeq and is a predicted model, not a curated record. Gene Ontology annotation, cellular component: preribosome, large subunit precursor; nucleus.